AUGAAAACAUCUCUGUCUCAAUAUGCAAUCAUUUUUGCAUGGUUGCUUUGUGCAAUGAUCAUGUUGAAAACAUGCAUAUGCAGCUCUAAGAUUCGGUGCAACGAGAAAGACAAGGAAGGUCUCUUGAACUUCAAACAAGGAGUAAAAGAUCCAUCAGACAAGCUCUUUUCAUGGUCCAUUGAAAAAGACUGUUGUGAUUGGAUAGGAGUGAAGUGUGACAACAUCACAAGCAGAGUCACUGAACUCAGUCUCCCAUGUUCUACAACUCUUCCAACUUACAUUGACAAAGUGGAUAAAUCACACUGCCUCACAGGUUCUAUCCACCUUUCUUUGCUGCAGUUUCAAUCUCUACAGUACUUGAAUUUGCAUAAUAAUGACUUCUUAAAUAUCCAAUUUGAUAGUCAAAAUUGUCAUAACCUAUCUGUAGAGUACUGUGCAAACUCUUCGGUUCUUGAAUAUCUUGAUUUAUCAUCUAAUGAGGCUCUUGCCAUUGAUAAUCUUCAUUGGCUUUCCCGCAUUUCAUCCUUGAAAAUGAUCGAUCUUAGUCGCAUUAAUCUUCACAAGGAAACUAACUGGCUUCAGUCAGUGACUACAAUGCUUCCAUUACUUUCGGAGCUGUACUUGAGAAGUUGUCAAUUGAAAAACUUGAGUCCGUCUCUUCAGUAUGCUAAUUUUACUGCACUUGAAGUUCUUAAUCUUCACAGCAAUGAAUUUGACUCAGAGUUGCCCAAAUGGUUAUUCAAUCUUAGUGGUAUCUCUGAAAUUUGCCUUGGUUCAAGUGUUUUAAGAGGCCAACUACCAAAGGCAUUGCUAAAUCUGCGACACUUGGAAUCCUUGGGCCUAGAAAAAAAUCAUUUCAAUGGACCAAUUCCAGAUUGGUUAGGCCAAUUUGAACAUCUACAAUAUCUUGAUCUUCAUAAAAACAAGUUUUCUGGAUCUAUUCCCAUAAAUUUGGGAAACCUAUCAUCCUUAGUUGUCUUAGGUGUUCGCUCAAAUCAUUUGACAGGGGUCGUGUCCGAGAGAAAUUUUGCCAAACUGUCAAAGUUAGAGUAUUUGUCUAUCUCACCACCAAUAAUCUUUGAUUUUGAUUCCCACUGGAUUCCACCUUUUCAACUUCAACAAUUAAUUUUUGGAUUUGCGGGUUCUAAACUCCCUGUGUGGUUAUAUACCCAGAGAUCUAUUCAGUCUCUAACUAUUGUGGACUCAUCAUUUGAGGCUAAAGGUGAGUUUUGGAAUUUUGUAUCAAGAAUGACCUUCCUCGAUUUAGAAAGGAAUUCAAUAGAUGGGGACCUGUCAAAAGUGUUGUUGAACUCUACAUACAUAACUCUGUUAUCAAAUGAUUUGAAAGGUAGUUUGCCUCGAUUAUCAUCAAAUGUGGUCGUUGUGGUUAUGCGGAGUAACUCAUUAUCAGGAUCCAUUUCUCCUCUCUUGUGUGAUCAUAAGAUGCUGCUAAAUGGGAAAAGCAAUUUGGUAUACUUGGACAUAUCUGAUAAUCAUCUCUCUGGAGGGCUAACAAAUUGCUGGCAGAAUUGGAAAUCUUUGGUUCAUAUUAACCUGGGAAGCAAUAACCUGACAGGCAAGAUACCCCCAUCAAUGGGGUUGUUACCUAAUCUCACCUCACUGCAUCUGCAUGAGAACAACUUGUACGGAGAGAUACCUCCCUCGCUGCAAAAUUGCCACUCUCUAUUGAUCUUUAAUGUUCGUGAAAACAACUUUUCAGGAAAUAUACCAAACUGGAUACCGCAGAGUGCAAUGGCUCUCCAAUUAAGGUCCAAUCAAUUCAGUGGUAAUAUUCCACCACAGAUAUGCCAAAUGACUUCCCUCAUCAUUUUGGAUUUUGCAGAUAACAGAAUCUCAGGACACAUACCUAACUGUCUGCAUAAUAUCACAGCCUUAAUUUCCAACAAUGCUUCUCGGAGUAAGCUUGCUUUUUACUUUAAUUUUUCUGAUAUCCAUUACUCCUUCAGAGACAGUCUUGAGCUAGUUACAAAAGGUCAAGGAUCAGAAUAUUGGAAAAACCUGCACUUUAUGACCUUAAUUGAUCUUUCAAAUAAUGAUCUGUCUGGAACAAUACCUCCACAAAUGUUUAGCCUCAUUGGAUUGCACUCCUUGAACUUGUCCCACAAUAAGUUAAUGGGAAGCAUACCAAAUGAGAUUGGCAACAUGUAUAACUUGGAGUCCCUUGAUUUUUCAACAAACCAACUAUGGGGUGAAAUUCCUCAGACGAUGUCCAAUUUGUCUUUUCUCAGUUACUUGAACCUGUCAUUUAACAAUUUCAUAGGCAAAAUACCAUCAGGGACACAACUUCAGGGGUUUAGUGCACUCAGCUAUAUUGGCAAUCCUAAUCUUUGUGGAUCUCCGCUUACUAAAAAAUGCUCUCCAGACACUAAAUACAGAGAAACAAAGCCUACGGAUGAAGAUGAGGGUGAAUCUGAUUUUUUAUCAUGGUUCUAUAUUGGCAUAGAAUCUGGAUUUGUCAUGGGCUUUUUGGGCAUUUGUAGUCCCAUUUUCUUGAAUAGGAAAUGGAGACAUGCUUACUUCAACUUUCUUUAUGACAUGAGAGACCGGCUUUAUGUUAUGGUGGCCGUCAAGAUGAACUCCUUUCGUUGA
Gastrolobium bilobum is the source of this 2610-nucleotide messenger RNA. Its product is annotated as receptor-like protein EIX2. The coding region runs from base 1 to 2610 and encodes 869 amino acids. NCBI's taxonomy places the organism in Eukaryota, Viridiplantae, Streptophyta, Magnoliopsida, Fabales, Fabaceae. Gene Ontology annotation, molecular function: protein binding. The record is from RefSeq and is a predicted model, not a curated record. The transcript has a single exon.